Ailuropoda melanoleuca (giant panda) is the source of this 555-nucleotide messenger RNA. RefSeq names its product delta-aminolevulinic acid dehydratase-like. The transcript has a single exon. Gene Ontology annotation, biological process: heme biosynthetic process. Gene Ontology annotation, molecular function: porphobilinogen synthase activity; zinc ion binding. The record is from RefSeq and is a predicted model, not a curated record. Gene Ontology annotation, cellular component: cytosol. The annotation marks the transcript as partial. Lineage: Eukaryota; Metazoa; Chordata; Mammalia; Carnivora; Ursidae.
CUCCGCUCGUGGCAGGCGACGGCCGCUGCCUUGGACGCCCGGCAUCUGGUCUACCCGAUCUUCGUCUCGGACAGCCGCGAUGCCAUGGAGCCGAUACCCAGCCUGCCUGGCCAAGCUCGGUGUGGUGUCCAUAGGCUGGAGGAACUUCUGCACCCCCUAGUGGCCAAGGGGCUGAAGUGCGUGCUCAUCUUUGGUGUCCCAAGCAAUGCCAUUAAGGACGAGCGUGGCUCUGCAGCUGAUGCUGAGGACACACCUGUGGUCCUGGCCGUACGGAUGCUGCGCGCAUUAUUCCCUGGCCUGCUGAUUGCGUGUGACGUCUGCCUGUGCCCUUACACCUCCCACGGGCAUUGCGGCAUCCUUCGGCAAGAUGGUACCGUCCAGAACGAAGCCAGCUGCCAGAGGCUGGCCGAGGUGGCCCUCGCCUACGCCAAGGCGGGAUGCCACAUUGUGGCCCCCUCAGAUAUGAUGGAUGGGCGCAUCUGUGCGAUAAAGGAGGCCUUGCUUGCCAAUGACAUGGGCAAUAAGGUCUCUGUCAUGAGCUACAGCGCGAAGUUU